This is a messenger RNA of Caenorhabditis auriculariae, 2281 nucleotides long. NCBI's taxonomy places the organism in Eukaryota, Metazoa, Nematoda, Chromadorea, Rhabditida, Rhabditidae. The record is from the annotation of a GenBank genome assembly.
AUGGGUGCUGAGCAUUCGAAAACAAAAUCGCAAAACUAUGUGAAUCUUGGAAAGGGCAGGGUUGACGAGGUUAGAGCUCAACUGAAGAGGUUGGGUGUGGGAGAAUCCUUGGAUUUGAAGUCUUUCGAGGUUGGUUUUUCAUUUUUCAACACGAAUCACGUGAAGAUAAUAGCUUUAACGCCAAAUAUCAAAGAAGAUAAAUUCUAGGUUAAAACUAUGAAUAUGGUAAGGGGCAGCUUUUGUUCCUUUUUGUGAGGAUUUUUCAAAGAAAGUGAUGCAUAACUUGAAAUAAAACUAGAAAACACCUUAAAAUUCAAAAAAAAAAAGUUCAUAAGUUCCUAUUGUUCAUUAUUAGAAAGUCUACCCCGGCCUCCGACAGAUCGGCCCCAAUUUUAUCGAGAAAUUCGGCAAAAACGGCCAUUUACCAGUUUCACAAGUGCUCAACUUUGCUGAUAAUAUGUUGUCGGACCAUCAAAGCUUCUCUCAAGCGCUCCUGACGAUUUUCGAAACCCCUGAGGAAGUUCUGCAUGACAUUUUUUCCCAAGAAUUAUUUAAAUUCAGACAAUAUCCGUUGUCACUUCACUUUUCGGCUCCCAAAACGACUUUUCCUAUGGUCAAAUUGAGGCUUUAACUCAGUACUGGAAUUCGUUGCAAAGACACGAUUCCGCGACAUUCUACAAGUUUUUCAAUGAACAUCCGUAUUUUUACCAAGUUUGGGACGAAAAGUUCUACAGUCAGACUUGAUUUUCAGAUGAGUGAGAGCGUAUUUUCUCAGUUGAUUUUUCUGAAAGGAGUCAAUUUAUUGCCAAGAACAAUUGGAAAAGUCGAUUUGAUGGAUGAAAGUGCAAUUUUAAUGGUUUGCUCCAAUCUGCCAAAUGACAAGCAGCAGGAAUGGACCCAGCUUUUCUCGAGGUAUGGAUCUGUUGAAAAAGCGUUGAAAAUGUUAACAUAGCCCAAUCAGCUUGUUACUAUUUUGAUUUCCCCCCUAGCUGUUGAAAAUUCUCUUUGAAAAGCGCGACCUGUCUCUGUAGAUGCGCCUUUAAUAUAGCGGAUUUUUUUUUUCAAACAAAAGGCGCAUGCAGAGAGGUCGGCCGCGCGAACCGAAAGGAAAACUUCCCAGAAGAGUUCUGUAGCUCGAAAGAAAAUAAAAAUGGAAACAAGCUGGCCCGGAAUGGGCAAUAACUUGAAUUAAGAACCAGUUAAAACCGUAGCAAUAAUUAUGUAGCGUGAGCCACGGUUCGUCGUUCUCGCGGAUGAUGUCGGCGGUAAACGACGCCGGGCCUUGUGUCGUCACCAUCGAAUCCAACAGCGGAAACGUCUUCGGAUUCUACGCUUCAGAUGGUUCUUUUUUUAUCAAAUAUUCUUCUGAAAGUGCCGCUAUACUUUGUGUUUUCCUUCUAACCAAGUGAAGUUUCGGGAUCGGUUUGCAGGUUUCCACGCGGGACCCAACUACCUCGGCAACGAGACCUGCUUCCUUUUCCAGGUCCGACCUCAACUUCGAACCUUUUUUGCCACCGGCAGAACCCGCAACUACGCCUACUUGAACUUCCAGCAGCAAAGUCUGCCGAACGGAUUGGUUUUUCAUGAACCUCACAGCGACAAAGUGGUCAUUUAAGGGCCUAGGCGGCACUGGCGAUGUCUGGCCGAUAUUCCUACAUGAAGAGUACGGCACUGGAAGCUCUCAGGCCAAUUCUUCACAUUUCGACAAAUGUCAUAUCGCUGGCGAGGAGAAUUUCGGGAUAAGGUAUAUUUGGUUUAAGGUUUCAGAGGAUCAAGAACGAAAAUUAUUUAUUUACUGAUUUUUGUCUUUGCUGUACUUUUUCGUUAGGGAAAUUUAUCUAGAUUUAAUAUUUCCUAUUUUUUUGUUAUAUUUCGGUUUUUAUCGAUUAAUUUUUAUGAAGGAAAAAAAUAAGAAAAAAAUCAAAAAGUUAAAAAAAUCAAAAUUAAAUGAGUACAAAAAACACAAAACCCUCACAGCUUGAGACAUUUUUCAAACAAUUUAAUUUUUUUUUAAAUGUUUUUCAACUUCGUUGGUCAAAAAUGGGGAAAUUUCAGAAAAUUAGAAGUUUGGAGAGUCGGCGCGAAGCCGAGAAGCGCACAUGAGGAUGAAAACGGCGUGAUUAGUGAGAAAUCGAUUCUCGACAAGGUUUAUUCAUUUUUUAAAUUCAAAUCUCAAGUUCCUUAGGACCCCGAAGCCCGCGCGAUGCUGGAAAUGGCUGGCAGGGGACUGAAAUCGGACGCCUACAGAGAUCCAGCGCCGCUACUCGGUGAAAAUGAAUAG